AUGGUAGCAAUCUUCAUUUUGAGUUUGGCCCUGUUCACAGGCGCUACUUCAGCGGCGGAUUUUGAUCAGUAUGAUCUUGCACUAAACGGCACCAGCAACGUCACGGCUCUACACCAGUUCCCCUCAGUAGUGCAGGUGGAGUUCCUGGACUAUUGGGGCUGGAACGUGUGGACCCAGAACUGCGCUGCUACUAUCCUGACUUCAAGGUGGUUGCUAUCUGCUGCUACGUGUUUCUCUGGACCGACCUAUCCAAGCACGCGCUCGCGCCGAAUCCGCGCUGGAGCUGUCUACCGUCAUUUUGGAGGUCAGAUCGUCGACGUGGACUUCGAGGUCAACUACCAGCGUAACGUGACCAACAAAACAGCCCUCAUCUACGACAUGAGCGUAGUGAGGCUCAGGAGCCCCCUGUUCUACAGCAACCUCGUCAGUCAGGGCGCUAUCAUCGCUUCGGGCUUCCAAAUCCCAACCGGUUUGGUUGUUAAUCAAAACUCCUCCGAGUUGACCAUUGCACCAGUCACAAUCGGAGUCCGGCUUUACCCAUCCAACGGCACCCAUCCAACCAUCCUCGUCGGACAUCCGAGUGUUGGCGAAGUCAGCGGCGACAUCGGAGGCCCUUGGUUCGUCGGCAACGUCUCCAUAGCAGUCCUAUCCGGGUUCAAUACCAACGUCACUUGGACGGAUUCCAUCUACGCGACAUCCAUAUCCUCUUUCACGAAUUGGAUAGUCAGCAUUGCAUCUACAUAG
Molecule: messenger RNA, 744 nt
Organism: Bicyclus anynana (squinting bush brown)
Lineage: Eukaryota; Metazoa; Arthropoda; Insecta; Lepidoptera; Nymphalidae
Exons: 4
Coding region: 1-744 (247 amino acids)
Biological process (GO): proteolysis
Molecular function (GO): serine-type endopeptidase activity
Source: RefSeq, a predicted model, not a curated record